This is a messenger RNA of Galdieria sulphuraria, 915 nucleotides long. RefSeq lists its product as uncharacterized. Gene Ontology annotation, molecular function: metal ion binding. NCBI's taxonomy places the organism in Eukaryota, Rhodophyta, Bangiophyceae, Galdieriales, Galdieriaceae. Gene Ontology annotation, cellular component: U2-type spliceosomal complex. Bases 31 to 867 code for a protein of 278 amino acids. The record is from RefSeq and is a predicted model, not a curated record. The transcript has a single exon. Gene Ontology annotation, biological process: snoRNA splicing.
CGUUGAAUAAAGUCAUUCAAAUCUUGUUGAAUGUUUUGUAACUGUUGUUCCAACUUUUGUAAGCAAAUCUUGAAAGAAUCGUUUUCAUUCAAAGACAUGUUGGAAAACGAGAAGAAGAGAACAGAUGAUGAUGAUGAUGAUCCUCUAAGUCAACUUGGUCAGUUGAAGAAAAGGAACAGAAACUCCAAAAAGCUUACUACUUUAUCAACUGAAGAAGAAGAAGAAGAAGAACCUUCUCAUGAAUUGAUAGAACCUGAUAGGAAAUCCGUGAAAGAUAACAACUCAAUAGGAAGAACUACCACAAGCAAACCUUUUCAUUUCACUUCACGUAUCCAAAAUGAACCCUUAAAACAUCUUGCUUAUGAUUCUAAUCCUUCAGCUAUGCCUUCAGGACCUCAAGACCAACUUGCAACUGUAGUAGAAGAAGAACCAACUGAAAGGAAGAAGCGAGGUAUCUUUGGACCUAAAACGGCGCCAUCACAUAUUCGUGUGAGUGUUCGUUUUGACUAUCAACCCGAUAUUUGUAAAGACUAUAAAGAAACUGGAUAUUGUGGAUUUGGAGACGCUUGCAAGUUUUUACACGACCGUAGUGACUAUAAGGGUAGUUGGCAAUUGGACCAAGAGUGGGAAGAAGAGCAGAAACAAAAGAAACGAGCGACUCUGGUUGAAAACAAGAAAGUAGAACAACUUCCUUUUGCUUGUUUUAUUUGUAGAAAGUCUUUUGUAUCACCUGUUGUCACUUUAUGUGGACAUUAUUUUUGUGAGUCUUGUGCACUUGAAUAUCAUCGCAAGAACGGUGGUCGAUGUGCAGUAUGUUCGAAAGCCACCAAAGGAGUAUUCAAUACUGCUCACAAGUUGCAAAAGUAAUGAAAAGUGCUCCGAUGAUGAACCAGAACAGAUAUUGUAGUCUUAUGA